Alternaria ethzedia is the source of this 1389-nucleotide messenger RNA. RefSeq lists its product as uncharacterized. The transcript is spliced from 5 exons. The record is from RefSeq and is a predicted model, not a curated record. NCBI's taxonomy places the organism in Eukaryota, Fungi, Ascomycota, Dothideomycetes, Pleosporales, Pleosporaceae. Bases 1 to 1389 code for a protein of 462 amino acids.
AUGGACUGGCGACUACUCGACUACGCCAAGGAAGCUGAGGAGACCGCAACGGGCCUACUCUCCUUCGAGAGCGAGAUCCCCCAAUAUCGCAAAGACGUUAGGAGCCAUAUCGCAGAGUUGUUUGCCAUAUCGCACGCUCUGCUUGAGCUGAACGAGGCGCUGGAGUCGUCCCGCUAUGGCAGAUAUGCAGGCUUCAUACGAACGGACCUAGAGGUUUGCCUCCCGAGCUUAGGACACACGCUUGACGAUGUCCAAGAAAUAUUCACCAGGUCCAAGAAGAGCAGGCACGCUGCGCCCGGUGCUUUUCCCGGCACACCACCGUACGCACUCAUCUGGGAAGAUGCGCUUACGGAUUUCACGGCGGAAGGCAUGUCUUUACCCAAAAGAUUCGAGAUUGUUAGGACAUAUCUACAGUGCAUGCACGACGCUCUGAAGGGAAACGAGGAUGAGGCCGCAUUGGCUAAAUUCAAAGUCACGCUAUCCAGGCUGCUCAAGAAACAAAAGCCAACGCCGAUUGAAUCUUACUUCAUGCCAGAAAUCCCUCAGUCGCCCACGUAUUCGUCCGCAUCAUCACAGGCCUACUCGAACCAGUCGACGGAUUCAGAGCCAGUCGCUCAUUGGGCAAUGAAGAUCUUCGAUGGACGACACGGCUCUACACCAUCUCAAAGCCCCUCGGAGCCUACUGAGUGCUUCGGGAGAGAUGAACCAAGAGUGAUUGAGCUGUUAGACACCGAUGGCUUUGAAAGGAUUCUAGAACUGCCAUUCGAAGCAACUGAGGUCUGGAUAAGAAUUUACUGGAGGGCCGACGACAACCGUGCACGAAUACUCUUCCUUACUACGGAUCACAAUGGCAACCGUGUGAGGUACCAGGUUCCAAUCACUGCAUUAGCAGUACGGCGCGCAGGAUCGUGCUUGCAGCUCUGUCGCAUCAAUCGCCAAGAUGGUCAACUUGACCUGUGGGCUAGACUGCGCUUCCCUCUAUACGAACGUAUGGUACUUUUCUAUUGUACCGCCAUAGCUAUGAAGCGCCAGGACCACACUCCCAUUGCAGAGGGGCUCGAAGAUGUUUUCCUGCCAGGAGAAAGGAUUAUGUUCGCAGGCGAGACCGUUGACGGCAAGUAUCUCCACGUCUUCCGCGUCAAAUACGAUACGGACUCGGGCUGUGUACGGUUCGAAGCCACUGCUCGUCGCGGGCCUAUGAAGGACAUACCUAUCUGGACGGCGUUCGUCACGCCAUAUGUCGGACGCGGUGACUGGAUGAAGCGCGUCGGUCCAGAAACAAUCCAGUUCGAGAAGCUGCAUCCGUAUGUCUUCAGUGAUAGCUACAGGCUACCCAAAGGCCCUACGGGCAAGUACCGGUUGAGCUUUACUUCACCAGAAGGUAUUUGA